ACUAAUAUUUGUCACUGAAUCAACUUCAAAUACAUUAUAGUUCACCUUUUCAGAUACAUUAUAUUUUGCUCAACUUAAGUCCCAAUCCUUUUUAUUGAUGCUGUUUGGAAAUAGAAAAUGUCCAUUUUUAACAAACGGUAACUACGGUAUUAUAAGGUAUUGUGUAAUAAUCACAGAAUUAAAAUAAAAUGUAUAGUACUAUGUGAUUUAGUUAUAAUUACAUAAUUUGUUUGUAUGUCUUACAGUAUGGUAGAGGAAGGAUUGCAGGUGGAUGGAAAAGAAGAAAGUGGGUAUUUGGCACAUUGGGAGUCAGGUACCAGGAAUCAGGAAAAAGCAGGAAAAUCAGUUUUAAGACUAGUUGAAAGAAGAGGGAGAAGAGACCUUGUCCCACCAAUUGUUGAUCAUUUGAGGACUGGAUCAGCUAUAAUAAGCGAUAAGUGGCGUGUCUAUAAAAGGUGUUUGUCCCAUUUUGGCUACAGACAUUUCACUGUAAACCACAGUGUAAGCUAUAUUGACCCACACACUGGAGUGCACACUCAGCACAUUGAGAGGGCGCACAUAUAAGGAGCAAAUGUGGAGUCUGAUUACAAACAGAUCAGAAGGUUUAUUGAAAGACCAUCUCACAGUCACUGAAUGGAAUGAAUGGCUGGCUAAAAAGCAUGACAAUUGAGCAUUGGGAAGAUUACUUCAUGAUAUCGCAAGACAAUACAAGUAAAUAUAGAGAGCACCAUUUAAAUGGUUCUAUUUUUGUUUUGUUUCAACAAUAAUAUUGUUGCAUACAGUAAGGAAGUUUGGUUAGAUUUACUGUACCUAGCACUAUAUGAUAAAAAAAAAGUCUUUAUUGAUUGGUUUGUCAAUAUGCAAUUGUGAUAAAAUAUGAUUCCAUUGUGCUAUAUCAUAAAUCUGUAAUUGAGGCAAUAAAUGCAAAGGUUUUGUCUUAAGAUAUGCUGUUCUUGUUGUUUUAAUGUGUUGUUGUUAAUGUCUGUAGCAAGCAUGUAACUAAACUUAAUUAACCACCCUUUACACAAACAUUGUUACAGUAGCUGAAAGUCCAGUGCCCAUAAAGGAACUAAAUGAUUAAUUGUCAACCUUAAUAAACAUUUACAAAUGAUGAAUAGUUUUAGAUUUUAGAUUGAGUACAGCAAAAACAUGAACAAAUAAUUAAUAAAUGAUUUGUAAAGAUGUGUAAAUAGUAGAAGUCUGCAUACACAGCACAAUAAACAUAGAAAAAAUAUGUGACCUAUAUAGACUGUGGUUAUGAGUUAAUAAUUUGUCAACAUGAAUUGUCUGUAAAGUGCUUAAAAUUACUAAUAUUUUUUUCAACAUAUGUAAAUGUAAAAAAUGUGCAUUGGAUAAUAUAUGAAUCAAAGUUUAAAGACAUUUGUAAGCAUUCUAAUGUACAUUAACAAAUAAGCUGUUAAUCACUGUAUAACAUCUGUUAAAAACAUCUGUAGAUUUGUAGAAGUGCAUGACCGUAUAUGAAUUGAAAAUUUAAUAACAUUCGUAAGCAUUUUAAUUUACAUUAACUAACGGUCAAUUAAUCAUUAUGUCAUGUUCAAUAAAUUCAUUAGUAAACAUUAACAAGCACAUUAUCUCAUAUUUCUAGCUAUUUGAAUAUAUAUUAACUAAUCAUCCAUUAAGCAUUAUAUAAUAUUUAUUAAUGAUUUAUUAAUGAAAGUUAUUAUAAAGUGUUACCACUUUAAAUAAAAAGAGUCAACUUUAAAUGAAAGACGUCAACUUUUUGUUCUUGGCUGACAGCAGUGGAACCUGAUGUGGUCUUCUGCCGUCUUAGCCCAUCCACCUCAAGGUGCAUACUGAGAUACUUUUCUGCUCACCAUGGUUAUAAAGAGUGCUUAUUUGAGUUACUAUAGAUUUCCUGUCAGCUCAGACCAGUCUGGUCAUUCUUCUCUUAUCUCUCUAAUUAACAAGGUGUUUCAGCCUGUACACCCUCCACAUACAGAAUGUUUUUUUGUUAUUUGCACCUUUCUGUGUAAACUUUAGAGACUGAUUAGACAACUGCAUGAAUGUGCAGGUGCACAGGUGUUUCUAUUAAAGUGGACGGUGAGUGUAUUUUAAUACUGUUAAAUCUUUUCCAAUGGCUUUUCAAAGUUAAAUAUCUUGUUUGGGAACAACUUCAAAUUUUUUUAAAAAUUGAAAUAUCUUGUAUUGUAGAUCUUAGAGAAUACUUUUGGAAAAAUAAAACUCAUUGAAAUUUAUUCUGCAUCACAAUGUGGUCUUAAUAGGAUCAAAAUAUGUUUCUUUAUUUAGUUAUACCAUUUAUUAGCUAUAUAAUGAGAUUUGCCUUGAUUUUACAGGAUAAAGUUCUAGGUUCUAUCCAUACGGUUCUCUCUGCAUUUGGUCACUGUUAAAAAAAAAAAAACCCUUCUAAAUGUUUCAGAAUUUCGAUCACACAACUUAAGUAAGCUUAAGAAUUAAGCUUAAAGUGAGGCGUUGUUGAGGUAAAUAUACAUUUCAGUACUUUAGAGUUUUGCUCGCUGGAAUGUCAAUACAUUAAUGUCCCAUAUCUCAAAACAGAGAUAUGAGAUAUAGAACAUUAUGAAUAUUAAGGUCAUGAACAUGCCUAUGAACAGUAGCAGUAACAUACUCCAUAUUAAAAUAUACUUAAUAUAUAGUGUACUAUUCAUACUGUACAGCUUCACUGAUUCCUGAAAUUGCAUUUAUACUGAAAACUUUUACUAAAGGCUCAAAGCUUAUAUAUUUGAAUAAGUCAUUUCAUGUACCACUCAUAUGUUUAUGUAGUGUAAACAUGGAUGAGCAAAGUGUCAUGAUGUUUCAAUUAUCCAAAAUUUAUUACUAUGAUUAUUUAAUUUCAAGUGUAACAAUUAUAUUAGCAUUUUAGCAGAGAGGGAGAGAAAAAAAAAUCUAAAAGGAAAACAUACUGGUCAAGCUCAGGCUAAUAUGAUAUGAUAUAAUUUUCACAUUUUAUUUUACGAUAAUUUUAAAACUUUUAGAAGGUGUUUAUAAAAAAAAUAUUAGUUAUUUUAAUUACAUCAUUUAAGUUAACAGGUGUCCCUCAUAUUAACAUGUUUUUAAAUACAUUUAAAAGCAAGAAUUUUGCAAAAUACAUGUAUUUUUAAAUGAGAUUUUAAUCUCUUCUCUAGUCAUACAUCUGUAUCUCUGUUUUUCUAAUUCUAGGGUAUUUAUCUUUAACUCAUUUCUUGAAAUUUAACCAAAAAAUGUUAAUGAAUGGUUAUAUACAAGUACAGAUGCAAGUAAUAGUAAUUUUAGCUUCGACCAAAAUUACUGAAUAUGAGAAAAUUUGGUGAUACUUUAUUUGAAGGGUACCUACAUACAGUCUUCAUAACACAUUCAUAAAUAUUUGCAUAAACACUGCAUAAAACCUAUAAUGUCACCUGAUGAGAUUUGACAUAAGCUGUCCAUAAAUUGUCUAACACUGCUUCAUAAAUGAUUUAUGUAAUGUUUAUGUAAUAAAACAGGCAAGGGUCAAAACAUGAUCAGGCAUCAAACAAGAAGAGUAUAAUCCAAAGUGUAAGAAAAUUAGGCAUGGAUCAUUCCUGUAUGUUUCCAGGCCAAAGAGGGGCAGGGAAUAGGGUUUUACACUGGAUUACCCAAUGAGCAUCAUCAUGAAAACAUAGUGAUGCAUAUAAAUAAAGGUACACCUUUUUUCCAGGCAAGGUAUUUCUUUAAAUAUCAUAAAAGCAGUUGUUAAUGCCUCUCAUCUGACAAACAAAUUACAGAGGACAUAGUUUACAGUCAAUUCCCAUUUUCCAAAAAAAAAUGUUUCUAUAUUAUUGUCAUGCUUUGACUUCUGAAGAAUUUAAGAAUAGCAAGUGGAAAUCACACUUCAUUUUUGAUGGAUUAAAGUGCCUUUGAUGGAUUACAGUGCUUUUGAUUUAAAGUCAUCAUGUUGGUUCAAAACGAUUCUGGAAAAGCCAUUACUGAAUUAGCUUUUGUUGGAUUUGACACUGUGGAAAGACCUCUGGCUGUUGGUGUGGUCAUGCUGAUAUUGUACACACUUGCUAUAACUGCUAACACUGCAAACAUAUGCUUUAUUGUCAUGGAUAAACGUCUGCACCAACCAAUGUACAUUUUUAUCUGCCACUUAGCAAUUGUAGACAUGGUUUACUGUACAAGUUCAUGUCCAACUAUGAUAGGUAUUCUUCUCUUUGGCUCUAAAACCAUAUCCUACAAACCAUGCAUUCUUCAGAUGUUUGUCUUCCAUUUAGGUGCUGCAAUGGAGAUGUUUGCUAUUGCUGUUAUGGCAUUUGACCGUUUUUUUGCUAUAGGCAGUCCUUUAUGGUAUCCUUCUGUUAUGACAAAUUUCCGAUGUUUUUUGAUCACUGUUUUACUCUGGUUGGUGGGAGCCUCAGUUUUGUCCAUUUUGCCUGCUUCUCUUGUACCUCUACCAGUUUGUUACUCUACUCUGAAGUACAUGUUUUGUGAUUAUGCAGCUAUUAUAAGGACAACUUGUGUAGAUCCAGAGCCAUAUUUUAAUAAUAUAUCUGUUAUAACAACUUGCAUAAUAAUUGGAACAUUUGGUUUUAUCUGUUUGUCAUACAUAAAGAUAGUUAUUGUUGUUGUGAAAAUGUCCAUAAAAAGUGACAAGAAAAAGGCAAUACAUACUUGCCUUAGUCAUGUUAUAGUCAUAGUCUGCUUCUAUGCACCCACUUUCAUACGAGUAGUCCUGACCAGGAUUGGUGUAGUUUUAUCACUGGAGGAACGAAACGGGCUGAUGGUGGGAUCAAUUAUUGGCCCAUCUUUAGUAAAUCCUUUUGUCUACUGCUUUAGAACUGAGGAGAUUCGAAAGAAAUUAUUUAAAAUAUUUUCAAAAUUUGAUACAACUGAAAGAAGAAAAUAAAUUUAAACACCUUGGAAUUACAGAUUGAGUUUGCUUUUUCAUCUGCAUCAGAUAUAUCAGCUAUAUCUGACAUGAACUGUAUGCCACAAGUCCAUUUUUACUUUUGUAUACAUUUACAAAUAAACAGCCCAUUUGCGCCAACCUUUGAAUAGUACAAUAAGAAAUAAGAAAUGAUUCCUCCAUCUGCAGAUGUACACAGGAUUGGGGGGGAGGGAAAUAUUGGCAAUACCUUAUUUAGCUCUGGGAAAUCAGACUACAAUGUUAUAUUGUUAAACUGUGUUUAUAGUGUAUCUUAGCUUUUGGGGAGAAAUAGUUUACAGAGAUUUUCAUAGUUCUUUAAUUUUUUUUCCACAGAGUAUUUUGUUCUUCAAAAAUCCCAACCCUGAUUAAUAUUAGAGGUAUGAAACACAAGGGCUACAAACAGUUUAAAGUUGAUGUAGGGUGGGUAGACAAUGGAACAUUGUUGAAGUUACUUGACAUCAAAUGCAAGAUAUUUUUUUGUCAAAAGAAAAAUAAAAAAUUGGCUAUUCUUAAUGUCUACUAGGUGUGACUGUAUGAAUGUGUGUGCAUGGGGCACAGACAAGUGCAGGAUAGUCUCUAUCACAACCUUAACCAGGAUAAAGCAGGUACUGACAAUGAACGAAUGAAUGAAAAUGGGUUAACACUGUUGAAACAUCUUUUCAUCAAAUAAUCCCUUCACCCAUCUAUUUUUUAACAUUUAAUUGCCUGUUU
This is a messenger RNA of Pangasianodon hypophthalmus (striped catfish), 5572 nucleotides long. RefSeq names its product olfactory receptor 6N1-like. The record is from RefSeq and is a predicted model, not a curated record. The coding region runs from base 3887 to 4840 and encodes 317 amino acids. Gene Ontology annotation, biological process: G protein-coupled receptor signaling pathway. Gene Ontology annotation, molecular function: G protein-coupled receptor activity; olfactory receptor activity. Gene Ontology annotation, cellular component: membrane. Lineage: Eukaryota; Metazoa; Chordata; Actinopteri; Siluriformes; Pangasiidae. The transcript has a single exon.